GGCCCCUCCGGGAACCGUUAGCUUGUGUCGACGCUGUUGACAAAGGAGUACACGUGUACGUGUGAACGCCCGUGGCGCUAUAAAGCAGUUGUUGAGUAAGUGUUGGUUAAUUUAGCUUCAAUAUCAGCAGCAGUGAUGAAAGUGUCAGAAUUGUGCAACAGUACAUUUUCUGCAACAGGAAAGACUUCAGGAAAUACUGACGAAAGCAACACGGCCCGAUGGAGCUGGGAACUAGACGAAAGCCGCACGGAGAAGAUCCCGAUCUAUGCUCGUCCUUCAGCAGGGAGUCCUGAACUGAAAAAACGGGUGUCGUCCUCAACCCUACCUGUCCCUUUUUCUCUAACUACGAUCCCACCCUGUCUGGCACAGGCUCGUCCCUGGUUCCGUCCCCGACCCCAAGAUGAUUGGCAAGCUCAAGCAAAACUUGCUGGUGGCCUGUUUGGUUAUCAGCUCUGUGACGGUGUUUUACCUCGGUCGGCAUGCGAUGGAAUGCCACCACCGCGACGAUCGAAUCCCGGUCGGCCUGCGCUCUACGCUGCGCACUGGACAGAACAUUAGCGCCCCUUUCGUCUACAACAAGGACAUGCCCCUCAUCUUUAUCGGAGGUGUUCCUCGCAGCGGCACCACAUUAAUGAGGGCCAUGCUAGAUGCGCACCCAGACGUCCGCUGCGGAGAAGAGACUCGUGUCAUCCCCCGGAUCCUGGCCAUGAAGCAGAUGUGGAGCCGCUCGGGACGUGAGAAGAUGCGUCUGGACGAAGCCGGCGUCACGGAUGAAGUGCUAGACUCGGCGAUGCAGGCCUUCCUUCUGGAGAUCAUCGUGAAGCACGGGGAGCCGGCCACUUACCUGUGCAACAAGGACCCAUUUGCGCUCAAGUCCCUUUCGUACUUGGCGAAGAUCUUCCCCCGCGCCAAAUUCAUCCUCAUGAUUCGUGACGGCAGAGCCUCCGUCCACUCCAUGAUCUCGCGCAAAGUGACCAUUGCCGGCUUUGACUUAAACAGCUACCGAGACUGCCUGACAAAGUGGAACCGGGCCAUAGAGACCAUGUACACUCAGUGUUUGGAGGCGGCCGACAAGUGCCUGCCCAUGCACUACGAACAGCUCGUCCUGCAUCCGGAGAAAUGGAUGCGGACGCUGCUGAAAUUCCUCAACAUUCCCUGGAACGAAUCGGUCCUGCAUCACGAGGACCUCAUUGGAAAAACAGGAGGUGUAUCGCUUUCCAAGGUCGAGCGCUCCACAGACCAGGUGAUCAAGCCAGUCAACGUGGAGGCAUUGUCCAAGUGGGUGGGCAAGAUCCCAGUGGACGUGCUGAGGGACAUGCCCGUCAUUGCGCCGAUGCUCGCCAGACUAGGCUACGACCCCCAUGCUAACCCGCCGAACUACGGUCGCCCUGACGCACGUGUCCUGGACAAUACUAGAAGGGUAUUUAAAGGUGAAUUUCAGCUACCUGACUUUCUUAAAGAACAAUCACAGCAACAAAAGUCUUCAGAGAAACCAAACUCGAGUUAGAAGAAGAGGGAGUAAAAUGAUUAAACACACACAGAAGACAAAGCGGGAACAGAUGCAGCAGGACCAUGGUGUGCUCACGUAACCACUACUGGGACCUCCGUGCUGUCUCUCACCCACCACACAAACCCACAGACUGUAUCACCUGCAUACAUAAAAACACACACACACACACACACACACCUUCUCUGGCUCAUGGGCCUGGACCACUAUAUGGAGAACUUUUGGCCUUUGAUGUUGUACUGUAACAAUUGUGGCCUACGAAUGUCAUUGCUAUGUCGGAUUUCUUCCCAUUUAUGUUUUUUUGUUUCAUUUGUGUUUUUUUUUUUUUUUGGUCACAUGAUAAUCAUCUGACUUUUUGUUUUUUCCUGGCUACAUAAAUCUGUGAUUCUGUUAUAAGAAAAUACAGUGGCUAGCAAAGGAAAUAUUUAUGGAAGAAACUUAGCUUUUUGAAGAUGCAAUAUCUAUUUUGAUGUUCUGUUUUUAUUUUCAUGCCUUUGUAUUGUGCAAUUCCUCGGGUACAUGUGUACGAGAUCGCGGUCUGGAGGCGUCGCCGGUGGUAAAUAUAGAAUUGCAUUUUGUACCAUCAUUCACUAGUAUGAUCUUUUGUACACAGAGAAAUGUAAUAAAUGAAUUGUCAGUGUUGAAGGCAAAAAAA
Messenger RNA from Clarias gariepinus (North African catfish), 2162 nucleotides. RefSeq names its product tyrosylprotein sulfotransferase 1 (gene tpst1). Bases 401 to 1507 code for a protein of 368 amino acids. Gene Ontology annotation, molecular function: protein-tyrosine sulfotransferase activity. Gene Ontology annotation, biological process: peptidyl-tyrosine sulfation. Lineage: Eukaryota; Metazoa; Chordata; Actinopteri; Siluriformes; Clariidae. Gene Ontology annotation, cellular component: Golgi apparatus. The transcript has 7 exons. The record is from RefSeq and is a predicted model, not a curated record.